CUGACUCAAGUGAUUGAGGAUUUUGUCGUACGUGCGCGCCGUCUCCAACAUAUCAUAGAUAGCACCGUUUGCAUCUUCACACUCUCUCUCUCUCUCUCUCUCUCUCUCUCUCUUUCUCUCUCCUCACACCCUUCGCAGGAAAGGAGCAGUAACCAAAUAUAGACAGUGAAGAAGGAAAGUUGGUGGGGUUAGGGAGGGGGUUUGGGUGGUGAGGAAUUUAUAUAAUUAGAAAUGGCUGGUAUGGUAGAAAAGGAACAAAAAAUUAUUGGAAUUAACGAAGAGAAAGAGGAGCAAGGGAGUGAGGGGAACAACAAACACACACAAUUGGAGAGUGGUCAAGGGGACAGAGACAUGGCUCCUGCGGCAGGGAAUUCAAUUCAUAGGUCGGGUUCAAGGCCUCAACUUGAUGUUAGCAAAGCAGAAAUUCAAGGGAAUGUGGAGGAGAAGUAUCCCACCAUUUUGUUGCCUAAUCAAUCUGAUGAUUUAUCUCACCUGGCUCUUGACAUUGGAGGGUCUCUGAUAAAGUUGGUGUACUUUUCAAGACAUGAAGACCAAUCAGCCGAUGAUAAAAGGAAGAGAAUUGUGAAGGAGAGACUGGGGCUUUCUAAUGGCAACCGGAGAAGCUACCCUAUUCUUGGUGGAAGGCUUCACUUUGUGAAGUUUGAAACGAUAAAGAUUAAUGAGUGCUUGGAUUUCAUUCAUUCAAAGCAGCUUCACUGUGGUGGGUUGGAGUCACGUUACUCUGAUGUUAUGAGUCAACGGAAUGGCAUAAUUAAGGCUACUGGUGGCGGAGCAUACAAGUAUGCUGACCUUUUCAAAGAAAGACUUGGGGUUAGUCUUGACAAAGAAGAUGAAAUGGAUUGUCUUGUGGCAGGAGCAAAUUUUUUGCUUAAGGCAAUUCGUCAUGAAGCUUUCACGCACAUGGAGGGCCAAAAAGAGUUUGUUCAAAUUGACCCUAAUGAUUUAUUCCCCUAUCUUCUAGUUAAUAUUGGAUCUGGUGUUAGUAUGAUCAAGGUUGAUGGGGAUGGGAAAUUUGAGAGGAUUAGUGGGACAAAUGUUGGUGGAGGUACUUAUUGGGGCUUGGGAAGACUCUUAACAAAGUGCAAGAGUUUUGAUGAGUUGCUUGAGCUGAGUCAGAAAGGAGAUAAUAGAACUAUUGACAUGCUAGUUGGGGACAUUUAUGGUGGCUUGGACUAUAAUAAGAUUGGCCUAUCGGCUGCCACUAUUGCUUCAAGUUUUGGCAAAACAAUAUCUGAAAAAAAGGAGCUUGAAGAAUACAGGCCUGAAGAUAUAUCACUAUCACUUCUACGGAUGAUUUCUUACAAUAUUGGCCAGAUAUCUUACUUGAAUGCAUUGCGAUUCCGGUUGAAGCGAAUCUUUUUUGGAGGAUUUUUUAUACGGGGUCAUGCCUAUACCAUGGACACUAUUUCUUUUGCUGUUCAUUUCUGGUCUAAUGGGGAAGCACAAGCAAUGUUCUUGCGACAUGAAGGAUUUCUGGGAGCUUUAGGUGCAUUUAUGAGUUACGAAAAGCAUGGUUUAGAUGACCUCAUGGUGCAUCAGUUGGUUGAAAGGUUUCCAAUGGGUGCACCAUAUACAGGAGGCAAGAUUCAUGGCCCACCACUUGGAGAUUUGAAUGAGAAGAUUUCGUGGAUGGAGAAGUUUUUGCAGAAGGGAACUGAGAUUACAGCUCCUGUGCCAAUGACUCCACUUGCUGGAACUACUGGACUUGGGGGUUUUGAAGUUCCUUUGUCAAAGGGAAGUACUCUGCGAUCAGAUGCAAGUGCUCUAAAUGUUGGUGUUCUCCAUCUAGUACCAACUUUGGAAGUGUUUCCCUUAUUAUCAGACCAAAAAUUGUAUGAGCCCAAUACCAUUGAUCUUUCAGAUCACAAUGAAUUAGAAUAUUGGUUCACUAUUUUGUCAGAACACUUACCGGAUCUUGUGGACAAGGCUGUAGCAAGUGAAGGUGGAACUGAUGAUGCCAAAAGAAGGGGUGAUGCAUUUGCUCGUGCAUUUUCAGCCCACUUGGCAAGGUUGAGGGAGGAGCCUUCUGCAUAUGGGAAGUUAGGCCUGGCUAAUCUAUUGGAAAUGAGGGAAGAAUGCUUGAGGGAAUUCCAGUUUGUUGAUGCCUAUAGAAGUAUCAAGCAGAGGGAAAAUGAGGCAUCACUUGCUGUUUUACCUGACUUGUUGGUGGAACUUGAUAGUAUGGAUGAGGAAACAAGAUUGCUGACCCUAAUUGAAGGUGUUCUUGCUGCAAACAUUUUUGACUGGGGAUCUCGUGCAUGUGUGGAUCUCUAUCAUAAAGGAACUAUUAUUGAAAUUUACAGGAUGAGUCGUAAUAAAAUGCAGAGACCUUGGCGGGUGGAUGAUUUUGAUGUCUUCAAAGAGAGAAUGUUAGGAACCAAGGACAAGAAAAUGCCACCUCAUAGAAGAGCUUUACUUUUUGUUGAUAAUUCAGGUGCUGACAUUGUUCUAGGGAUGCUUCCUCUGGCACGGGAGCUCCUCCGUCGUGGAACUGAAGUAGUUCUUGUUGCAAACUCACUUCCUGCUUUAAAUGAUGUGACAGCAAGGGAGCUUCCUGAUAUUGUAGCUGAGGCUGCCAAGCAUUGUGACAUUCUAAGGGGAGCUGCUGAAGCUGGAGGCUUGCUUGUGGAUGCAAUGAUUAAUACUUCAGGCAGCUCUAACGAAAAUUCAUCUUCAGUUCCAUUGAUGGUUGUUGAGAAUGGGUGCGGUAGUCCAUGUAUAGACUUAAGACAGGUCAGCUCUGAGCUAGCUGCUGCUGCAAAAGACGCCGAUUUGAUAAUUUUGGAAGGUAUGGGUAGGGCUCUUCAUACUAACCUCAAUGCUCGGUUUAAGUGUGAUGCUUUGAAGUUGGCAAUGGUAAAAAACCAGAGAUUGGCUGAAAAGUUGGUUAAAGGGAACAUAUACGACUGUGUUUGCAAAUAUGAGCCUGCUAAUUGAAAGCUUCUAUGAACUGUGUUAAUUCAAUCGGUAUACUUGGAGAACUAUGUAUAUGUUUUUCCUUUUCUUUUUUUGGUUUUUUGGUAAUAGAGGGGGCCAAAGCCCGGAACACUCAUUCCUUUUAUUUUACAAAUUUUGGACCGGAAGCCUCUGUCGAAUUUGUGGAGUAAUGAUAGUUUAAAAUAAAACAUGGCGAAUGAUAGUGUUCAAAUUUAGCAUUUAACCCCUAUGCUCUUUUUAUCUUACUUUUGUGCAUGAGUAUAAUCUUUUGUUUCCUGUAAUUUGAUCCUAAGAGUAACAUUUUGUUUUUUAGUUUAUUAAAGUUUCACU
Molecule: messenger RNA, 3288 nt
Organism: Abrus precatorius (Indian licorice)
Lineage: Eukaryota; Viridiplantae; Streptophyta; Magnoliopsida; Fabales; Fabaceae
Product: pantothenate kinase 2-like
Exons: 23
Coding region: 232-2958 (908 amino acids)
Biological process (GO): coenzyme A biosynthetic process
Cellular component (GO): cytosol; nucleus
Molecular function (GO): pantothenate kinase activity; ATP binding
Source: RefSeq, a predicted model, not a curated record